AUGGCGUACAAUCCGGGUGUAUCCUUCUUCAUCUCAUUCCACGAACUGGAUCCCUCAAGGCAAAAGCAAUGCAUAUUUUUCACCCAGAAGGGCGCAAGAUGCCGAUGGCCUUGCCAAAAAAGCGACAACAGCAAGGCCAUCGCACUUCGAAAAACUAUCAUUGAAAUCUCUAGUGAGGCUGUCAGUCUCGAUCUGCUUCAAGAAUAUGUGUUGUGCAAUUGCUGCAGAUCAGGUCGUGCUCGACAUCGGGAUCGUAUAGAGGACAUCGGUCUUCUAAUACCACUGGCCCAGCGAUGGCAAGAUGAGAUACAGAGACACACCGCCAACCAAUCCAGAUAUACAACUUCUGUCCCAGCACUUGAGGAGAGCAUCUACAUCCCAGAUGCUUACAACGGCACGGUCACUCCAACUCCCAGUCGCACUACACCACUCUACACCCCUACUGUUAGCCCAUCUUACUACCAAUCCAGAGCGAGAACGUCCUUUAGUAUCAAUACAAAACCCUCCACGCCUGUCGCGAGCUUAACACCCUACCAAUAUAGUUCCCCGAGAUCUUCAGCCAUUACUGAUAUCGCAUUUCAACCUUUUGGAAGCCAACCGCGCUACAACCUCCGCCCUCCAACAGCAAACCUCUCCACAAACUCUACCUUAACCAAAGCCACAUUCAGCUCUCAGGUCUCCCUAUCUGAAUUCCGCCCCCACGUAUCAGAUCCCCUUCCCAGCGACUCCGUCUCCUGGAGAGUCCUCAAGCUCCUUGAAGACCGGGACUUCGAGACUGGCUCGGUCUACAUCUUCGACCGAGCUUCUUCUCCGGGCCACGUAAAAAUCGGUUGGACCGCAAGGUCCGUCUCGCUCCGUCUCGAAGAUUGGUCAAAGUGCGGAUACAGACCGAACCUAUUGUUUCGCGUAGACCGUGUUCCGCACGCCCAGCGAGUCGAGACCCUCACACACCACGAGCUGCUUAAGGAAUGGCGCCGGGAGAGGAUGUGUAAGGCCGCGUGGUGUCGGAAGAGUCAUCAGGAGUGGUUCGAGGUUAGUAAAGAACGAGCGGCGCAGGUGCUGGGUGAUUGGGCAGAGUUUAUGAGAAUAGCUAGGCCAUAUGAUUUGGGCGGGCGGUUGAAAAACAUGUGGAGGGAGUUUGUAGAGACGGCGGAUAGAAACAAGGAGAUGGUCACUGCUAAAAAGUUGUUAGAGCAUUAUAAAGAGGUUUUGGUUAAAGAGACGACGAUUGUAGAGGAGAUAGUAGACCGGGCGGAGGCACUGAAGACUGAGGAGGUGGUGGAUAUUAGCCAUGGACCGGAGGCUGGAUGCCAGGGGCCCCCUAAGAAGGCGUUAGUGCCCGUGGAAUCGCUAGGAAUCACGCUGCCGACAUCACCCAAAGAGAUAUCGCUGCUCAAGCUCGAGUCAUGGCCUAAACAAAUCCCGCUGGUGGAUUUCUCCCUUCCCCAAGCAGAGAAACAGCCCAAGAGAAAUCCAUUGUUCAAGGGGGAGCAAUCCGCCAAGGCUGAGCCAGUCUUUAAAACCGAAUCACUACCUAGAACGCAGUUCCUGUUCACGGCCAAGCCACCGGUCAAAAUUGAGCCAUUGUGGAAGACUGGGGCCCCGUUCAAGGCAGAACCACUGUUCAAGGCGGAGUCACUGUUUAAGACGGAGUCACUGGUUGAAACGGAGCCGAUACCAAAGAACGAACCAGUACGAGGAGAACUGUUGGCUCCGGAGGGGACAUCAGUCAAAAAAGAGCUACUGCCCGAACGAAUACCGCUACCUCCCUCACCGCUCCUUCAAUACAUAACAUUCACUCAAAAUAUACUUCCCCCACAAGAGAAAAAGCCAAGUCCAAGCACCGGAACCAAGCAAAUCAGUGCAAUAGAUGUCAUCCAAAACACUGACACUAACAGCACUGUUGUCCAUACCUCAUCCAACCCGAAGGUCAAUUCGUCGAUUUCAUCAUCGACACCAGCAUCGCUUCCAGCCAUAAACUCACCCUCAGCCGCAAUCAGUAAAAACCUUCCUCAGACAGAUACCCAUACUGUCGAGCCGGUAUCCAAUUCUCCGGAGCCACUAGUGACGGAGGUGCUGCUCUCCCUAAGCACUGACGAGCAACAAGAAACAGAGGAGACCCUUACCCCUAUCACGCAGCGUCAGCAGAUUGUUGAAGGGGUCGAGCAAGCUGAGCCCCGGAAUGAGCUUCUUGGAUAUGACGGACAGACACGGGGAGAAGAGAUUAGGUCUCGCGAUGUAGAUGAAAGCACAGCAACGGAAAGCAAAACGGGGAUGCGAGCGGAUGAGUGGGACGCCGAUGAGACGCUCGUAGAAGUCCAAACACCAAGGUCUUUGGAGAAACCAGACUUGAAGUUCGUCGAUGGGCUUUGUAACGAAAUUCCUACCGUGAGAGCAAAUGGGGCUCGGGAAAGGUUGGACGGACUGAAGAUGUCGGUGAGUGAAGUGUCGUUGGUUGUCAAGGGUGUUUUGCAGGCUUGA
Eremomyces bilateralis CBS 781.70 is the source of this 2481-nucleotide messenger RNA. RefSeq lists its product as uncharacterized. The record is from RefSeq and is a predicted model, not a curated record. Bases 1 to 2481 code for a protein of 826 amino acids. The transcript has 2 exons. NCBI's taxonomy places the organism in Eukaryota, Fungi, Ascomycota, Dothideomycetes, Eremomycetales, Eremomycetaceae.